CAAAACCGCCGCCAUUGAGCCGCCACUUCACUAUACUGCACCUCGCCACUUCAGCUCAGCCUCUAGGGUUUCCAUUCCAUGGCGGCCAACGCGAUACGCACCCCCGUCGUCUCUCCUUCCACCUCCACCUGCUUUCCCUCUUCCCCCAACCACCGCGUCCUCCUCCGCCUCCACUUCCCCCAAUCCUCUAAACAACACCGCUAUUGCUCCUCCUCUUCUUAUCCCAAAUUCACCGUUUCCUGCUCCCAAUUCCAACCUGAAACCACUCGCCGGCGUCCUCCUUACAUCCCGAACCACAUCCCUGACCCUUCCUAUGUUCGCAUCUUCGACACCACCCUCCGCGACGGCGAGCAGUCCCCCGGCGCCUCCAUGACCUCCAAGGAGAAGCUCGACAUUGCCCGCCAGCUUGCCAAGCUCGGCGUUGACAUCAUCGAGGCCGGCUUCCCUGCCGCCUCCAAGGACGACUUCGAGGCAGUCAAAAUGAUCGCGCAGGAGGUUGGAAACGCCGUCGAUGACGAAGGCUACGUUCCCGUCAUCUGUGGCCUCUCCAGGUGUAAUGAGAAGGAUAUUCGAACCGCUUGGGAUGCCGUUAAGCACGCGAAGAGGCCCAGGAUUCAUACCUUCAUUGCUACCAGUGGCAUUCACAUGGAGUACAAGCUCAGAAUGUCUAAAGAACAGGUCAUUGACAAAGCCCGCAGUAUGGUCAAGUUCGCCCGCAGUUUGGGCUGCAAUGACGUCGAGUUCAGUCCUGAAGAUGCUGGCAGAUCGGAGAGGGAGUUUCUUUAUGAAAUUCUAGCAGAAGUUAUCAAGGCUGGGGCCACAACCCUUAAUAUACCGGACACUGUUGGCAUAACGAUGCCGAGUGAGUUUGGGAAACUGAUUGCUGAUAUCAAAGCUAAUACCCCUGGAGCAGAAAAUGUUGUUAUUUCCACCCAUUGUCAGAAUGAUCUUGGGCUUUCUACCGCAAACACUAUAGAGGGUGCACAUGCUGGUGCAAGGCAACUGGAAGUAACAAUUAAUGGGAUCGGUGAAAGGGCUGGAAAUGCCUCAUUAGAAGAGGUUGUGAUGGCCCUAAAAUGCGGAGGACAUGUCUUUGGCAAUCUGUACACUGGCGUUAAUGCAAAGCACAUCUACCUGACAAGCAGGAUGGUCGAAGAGUACUCUGGUUUGCAGUUACAACCGCACAAGGCCCUUGUAGGAGCUAAUGCCUUCGCUCAUGAAAGUGGCAUUCAUCAGGACGGAAUGUUAAAACACAAAGGUACAUAUGAAAUAAUAUCUCCUGAGGACAUUGGCCUUGAAAGAUCCAAUGAAGCUGGUAUUGUACUGGGAAAGCUUAGUGGACGGCAUGCUUUGAGAAAGCGACUUCAAGAGCUUGGUUAUGAACUUAAAGAUGACCAAGUUGAGAGUUUAUUUUGGCGUUUCAAAGCAGUUGCUGAGCAAAAAAAGAGGGUUACUGAUGCUGACCUCAGAGCAUUGGUAUCAGAUGAAGUCUUUCAGGCAGAGCCUGUUUGGAAACUUGGUGAUUUGCAGGUGACUUGUGGAACUCUUGGUCUUUCAACUGCAACUGUUAAACUUGUUAGUGAUGAUGGUAGCACGCAUGUUGCUUGUGCCAUUGGUACAGGACCAGUGGAUUCGGCUUACAAGGCUGUUGAUCUAAUAGUAAAGGAACCAAUAACCCUUCUUGAGUACUCAAUGAACGCAGUCACCGAAGGCAUUGAUGCAAUUGCCACUACAAGAGUUGUAAUUCGCGGGGAAACAGAUCAUACAUCUACUCAUGCCUUGACUGGAGAAACUGUGCAUCGAACAUUUGGUGGGAGCGGAGCAGGAAUGGAUGUUGUUGUUUCCAGUGUCAAGGCCUACGUUGCUGCAAUAAACAAGAUGCUAGGUUUCAAGGAUACAUCUCCAUCUACUGAAAAAAUCCCAGUUUCUGCAUCAAAGGUUUGAUUGAUGCCUACUACUAUGGUCACAGUUGAUUCAUCGAUACUUUAUUUUAGUACAGUGUAAUUCAUGGAUCCUACAAGGAUUAUGUCCCUUUUCAUUUGAGGGUGUCCACUAUUGGAAGUUAUAAAUGUGCUUUUUUUGCUAUUUUUCUUUUGACGAAGUGAAAUCAUGGUCAUCUUAAGGUUUCGCCUCAGGGCUGAGUUUGUAAGGUGCAGAAGCUAAAUUAAAUGAGGAAUGGCUUUAGAAAGAAAUAGCUUAGAUAAUUUCUUCUGA
Messenger RNA from Lotus japonicus, 2214 nucleotides. Its product is annotated as 2-isopropylmalate synthase 2, chloroplastic-like. The record is from RefSeq and is a predicted model, not a curated record. Gene Ontology annotation, molecular function: 2-isopropylmalate synthase activity. NCBI's taxonomy places the organism in Eukaryota, Viridiplantae, Streptophyta, Magnoliopsida, Fabales, Fabaceae. The transcript is spliced from 12 exons. The coding region runs from base 79 to 1944 and encodes 621 amino acids. Gene Ontology annotation, biological process: L-leucine biosynthetic process. Gene Ontology annotation, cellular component: chloroplast.